CAAGUCAGUAAUGUGCUGCAUGUAGGCUAGAAAUCCAGAGUUUAGCAUUAGACCUCUCGCUCUAGGACUGGACUAUGUUUAUGUAUCGUGUGUGCACCUAAUGGCUGAAAAAAUUUGAAAAGAAAAAGAUGAAUUCACAAUGUGAUAUGGUAACGCAAUGACCAACAAAACCUGUGAAUCUUCAACAGUGUUGUAACUGAAAUAGUUGAAGUACUGCAGAUUUCUUUUGAGUGAAUAGAUGCCAUGCCCAGUUGGAGACCCAAUUGUCUGAGGGGGUCUAUUUACAAUGAUGCGCCACACUACAGCAUUGUUCCAAAGGCAGACAACUCCAAUCAAGACAUUAAUCCUGACCGCAAAGGAAGUAUUUUGGUUGAACUACAGAAAAGAGAAGGAUGUGGACUAGGAUUAACAAUUUCAGGUGGUGCAGACAAAGCUCAUCGUUGUCAUGUCUCUAAUUUACGUCCAGGAAGUGUUGCAGACAGAUGUGAUGCACUUAGAGUUGGCGACCAAAUUAUUUCUAUCAAUGACAUCAGAACUGCAAAUCUGCGACAUGAGGAGAUCACCAAUCUACUUAAAAAUGCUGGGUCCACUGUGACGCUUGAGAUAGACUAUGAAAUACCUGAUUCAGGUUCAGGCCUUUCAAAUGUUUAUAGUCAAGUUCAUGAAGUCAUUUUAGAAAAAGAAGUUUCUGGAUUUGGGAUGAUUCUCCGUGGUGGAAUGGUGGACGCCAAACGAACAUACCCAAUCACAGUUGUUGUUAUUAGACAUGGUGGGCCAGCUGACAGGGAGGGAAGUAUCCGAGUCGGAGAUCGAAUCAAUGCCAUCAAUGGGUACAAACUUAAUCAUCAUAGCCUUCAAGACAUCAUGGGGAUCUUGUCACAGUGUGAAUCAUCUGCAUCGUUCACUGUCUCAUAUGAUGUGGCUAUUGUUGAUGAAGUAGAGAAGGCUACUGGUCCAGUCAUGGUCAAGGUUGAAAGACCACCAGGGGUAGCUAUAGGGAUAACUCUGUCAGAGGCCAAGCAUGAGGGAAAACCAUGCUUAAACAUUGACCAUGUCUCGCUGAUGAGUAUUGCUGACAGGUCAGGUGUGUUACACCCCGGGGACCUUAUCAUGGCAAUAGAUGGCGUAGAGUCUAUGUCUGAAGCUGAGGCCAGCCAGAGACUCAAGUCUGGCACAGAGAAUGUCAUUCACUUUGAAAUUUUACCAUCUUCAUUACUGGAGAAUUCCAUUCAUCAGAAUAAUCUUAAGAAGAACUCCCUGUCGUCAUCCCUCUCUGCGCAUGCCCUGCCCUCAGCCUACUGCAACAUCCCCUACAAUGUUAUGCGCAACAAAAGCAGCACAAUAGGGGGCUACGCUGACCACACUGGAGGCUACUUUAAGAACUUUACAGACAGCUCCUCUGUGGGGGUGUCGCAGUUUGGCACAUUAAACAUGAGAAAAACAAACCUGUGGAGGAAUCCACAUCAGCGUAGGGCCGCUUCCUGCAUGUCCAUUGCAUCAUCAUGUGCGUCAGUUUUGAGUGCCACCAACCAAGUUUGCCACAGUGAGAGCCUGGAAGUCAUUCUCUUUGCCAACCACAAGGGUCUGGGCCUGACCCUCAAGGGUGGUGUUUUCGCAACAGCUCCACUGUCCCAGCCACCUAGUAUUACAUUUGUUGAGCCUCGCAGCCCUGCAGAGAAAUGUGGUGUUUUGCAAGAGGGGGACAGAGUGCUGGCCAUCAAUGGUGUGGAAACUACAGGACACACAUUGGAGGAAGUUAAUCAUCUGCUGCGGGAGUCUCGACCAAGAUGUCUCUUGCUUGUUGAAUUUGAUGUCACAGAUUCUGUGACUCCCAGCUCAGGUGUAUACUUUGUGAAGCUGGGCAAGAGAGCUGGUGAUACUGGGAUAACUGUUAAUGCUACUCCAAGCAAGCAAGGUAACAAAGAUGUGAUGUUCAUAUCUGACGUGAGGAGGGGUAGUGUUGCUCACAGAACUGGCUCCAUCCAGCCUGGGGAUAAACUUCUGGCCAUCAACGAUGUCAGCCUUGAGAAUUACUCACCCGAUGAUGUCAUGCAUCUGUUGGAACUUCCUGAUGAUAUUGUGAAAUUAAAAUUAAGGCGUGAUGACCCAGAUGAGGGACAUGAAGGCUGCAUUAUCUACACAGUGGAGCUCCAGAGGUUUGGUGGGCCUCUGGGCAUCACAAUAUCUGGUACUGAAGAUCCCCUGGAUCCUAUCAUUAUAUCUGAGCUUACCCCCCUUGGAUUGGCUGAUAGAACUGGUGCCAUUCAUGUUGGGGACAGGCUUUUAGCUGUCAGUGGCGACACAACUAAAAACAAACCUCUGUCUGAAGCCAUACGUAUGCUACAAAGUGCUGGUGAUGUGGUGACACUUAAGAUUGCUAGGCCUGACCCCAGCAUUGACAGCAGCCAUCAUUAUCUGCACCCGUUUGGCCUGAAAGCCAACUGGGGCAGCACAGCAAUCCCUAGCAUAGACAGUGCUGUGGCAUCCUGGAGCAGCUCAGUUCAUGACAUGUCUGUACAUGAGAACCUCACAGAUUCUUGCAAGAAAGUGGACAACGCUUCAGAUUGGGACAGAGACUCUCACAGCAGCUCAUCAGACCUGAAAAGGGAGCAGAAGGAUGAAGAUGACAUGGAAGAAUGGGUGAAAACAUUGAAAGAUUUCGACAUGGGCAGUGAGUCUGAAAUGUUACAGCAGAUUGGUCUCAGCUUGAAGGAACGAAAUCAUUUGAUAGAGUCUGGUCCUUCUGAAAAUGGAGGAGCACAUGAAAAUGGAAAUACAUCUAAAAAUGGAAGUGCUCCUGAAAAUGGAUGCCCCCCACCACUCCCAGCUAAAAGUGAUUCUUUAAUAAACAGGAUCAAACAAUCUGCUAAGUCACAAAAUGACCAUACAGCCAAAACAGAUUCUGCCAGUAAAAUAACAGCGGUCACCACUAAAAGGUAUGACCCCCCGCCAGUCCCAGCCAGUAAAACCACAUCCAGUGUCAACAAAACCUCAGACCAACCACCUGCGACUGCCAGUAAAACCUCACGAGGACCACCACCCCCCAUCAAACCCAAGCCAAAAAUUGCACCAAAACCAGUUGCUAAAUCUGGCCACAUUCACACCAUCUACACCCCAGCACCCAUCCAGCUGCAGAGGGUGAAGCUAGAGAAGACUUGUGUGACGGAAGAUUUUGGUUUCUCCUUGUCUGAUGGGCUCUAUGAAAAAGGUGUCUACAUCAGUGGGGUAAGGGAAGGCAGUGUAGCCCACAAGGCAGGGCUGAAGGAACUAGACAGAGUCUUACAAGUGAACCGUGUCAAGACAAGAGACUUUGACUGCCGGCUGACUGUGCCACUGUUCUCCCAGUCUGACAAGAGGGUGACGCUGAUUGUUUGUAGAAACCCUCUGCUGCUCCAGGACAAGGGCACAGAAGAUACAACAAAUGACUCUUGAAGCUACUCAAAAAAUAAACCUUUGUUUACAAUGUUGAUAAUGAUAUUACUGGCAUAUAUAGUUAAGCUAGUCAUUUGACAAAAAUGUUAUUUCAGAACAUUUUGUUAGGAAUAUUUACUGACCAGAUACACAGUCAAGUUUACUUUUAAUAUUAAAUAGUAGUUUUUUUAUCCAAUGUUUUAGAAGAUAUUUUGCUUAACUCUAGUAACAAACUGUUGCUAAUAACAGUAGUUCUACUUUUUUAUUUGAUGUAGAGCUUUGGACCAAACCAUUUAGUGUUUGAAUUUUUUUAAUGAUAUUUUGAAAUCCUACCUUUGUGUUGAUGUGUGUUUCUCUGAAGGGCAGGCAAUUUUAUACAAGUUAAUUGAUAAUGACUAUUGUCUAUCAAAGAAUAAUGAAUUAAGUCAUUCAUCUCUCAGAUGAAUGACUUAAUUCAUAUCAUUAUACAAAAUUCAUAAUUAAGGAUAAUUCAUAUUUUUCUUAACUAGAAAAUACUCAGACUUUUUGGUAUGAAAAGUAUUUUUUUUUAAGUUAUUUAUUUUUUAAAAUAAUACUCUGAAUUUAAAAUAUUUUUUUAGAAAAAUCAGUAGCCAGCUAUCAUAAACUAUUGCCAAAAGUUAAUCUCACACUCCAAUUAUUUCUAGUCUCAUGCAAGUUUUAUAUUGUAACUUGCUUCAUUAUGUUUAGUUUUAUGUCUAAAUUGAACUAGUGAAAGAAAUGGUUGGCUUAAUUUAAUUCAUACCUCCCUCCUUACAAUCUUUGUAAAUAGAGAGGCUGGUGACUGCUUUUAAAAUUAGGAAUCUAGAAAUGUUUCUGUAAUUAUGUAUAGAAGAUUUUUAAGAUUUGAUCUGUUAUUGUGUAGGAACAAUUUGAAUUUUUACAUACUUUCUUUCAUUGCAUCUUGUUUCAUUAAUAUUCUCCGUUAAUUUAUUUUUAAUAUUGGCCCUUGGUUGAAAGUCUUUCUCUUACUGUGUUAUUGCAAUUUAUUUGUUGAUGUAGACAUGUUGUCGAGCCUUACAGUAAUUUCUGUAAUUUGCUACAGGAUGAAAUAGUGUUCACAGUUCAUACAUUACUGUAAACAUGAACUGAUAGACAUGGACCAAUAGACACGAAUCAUCUAGGCAUGAACCAAGGGAUGUUCACAUGGACGUUGACAAUGACUGUGACUUAUUGACGUGGACCAUGUCACAUGAACCAAUGGACACAGACCAAGUGACAUGAACAAAGUAAAAUGAGCAAACUAACAUGAAUAAACUAACAUGAACAAAAUAACAUGAAUAAACUAACAUGAACAAAGUGACAUGAACUAACAAACAUGAACAAACAUUAAAAUUAACCAAAUUUCAAGAAAAAAAUUAACAUGAUCAACAACGCAUAAGUAACAAAGUAAUAAGUCUAAAGUGGCAAAAAGGGCAAAUGAACAAAACAAAAUGAACUAUAUUAUAAUAUUAAUGUCAAGACAGUGGGCUUGUAACAUUGUCUUAAGGUAAAUACUUACUGUUAAACAUGAGAAAUCCUUCCAAAACUGCACUUAAAACCACUGACUUACUUUAAAUCAUUAUUGUGUUGACUCUAAUCCAUUCAUGAUUCAUUUUCAACUUUACCCAUAACCUAACCGUCCCUGGCUCUAAAAACUAGACUACAAAUGCCUUUUUACUUUUUACACUUGAGCUUAACACUAACAUUGACCACUGGAAUGAAGCUGUCUGUGCAAUAUAAAGUCCGGGUCUUUUUUGUUAUUGCCAGCUUGAUUUUUUUUUGUCAGGGGAUUAUGCAAUAACUUUGUCUCCAGUUGUUUUAAUGCCUUGCUUACAUUUUGAUGUGAUCACGUUUUUCUUUUAACUUUUUCAACUGCCUAAUAUUUUUUAUCUUAUUUUAAUCUAAUUUGUUACAAAAGGAAAUUCAUUUUGGAAGUCUUUUUGUGCCUCUUCAGAAUUUUUUUCAAACUUAAUUACUUCCAAUUUUGUAAUUAAAAAAAAGUAAAUAAUAAAAGGUGUGUA
Molecule: messenger RNA, 5432 nt
Organism: Physella acuta
Lineage: Eukaryota; Metazoa; Mollusca; Gastropoda; Physidae
Product: glutamate receptor-interacting protein 2
Biological process (GO): neurotransmitter receptor transport, endosome to postsynaptic membrane
Molecular function (GO): protein binding
Source: RefSeq, a predicted model, not a curated record